Molecule: messenger RNA, 2091 nt
Organism: Hemiscyllium ocellatum (epaulette shark)
Lineage: Eukaryota; Metazoa; Chordata; Chondrichthyes; Orectolobiformes; Hemiscylliidae
Gene: nup62l
Product: nucleoporin 62 like
Exons: 13
Coding region: 229-2016 (595 amino acids)
Biological process (GO): protein import into nucleus; RNA export from nucleus
Cellular component (GO): nuclear pore; nuclear pore central transport channel
Molecular function (GO): structural constituent of nuclear pore; phospholipid binding
Source: RefSeq, a predicted model, not a curated record
GGGCGAACUUGGGAGGUGGGAGGAGAACGGGGUCGUUCGUGCUGUGUGUGCGGGAGAGCGGGACGGCUCGGGGCCUGACAGAGAAGGGGAGAGAAGCGGGAUUGCCUAAGGCGUGAGAGACGGAGAGAGAGGCGGGACCUUUCUGAGACCGAGAGAGUCUAUUUUCCUCGGGCCCGUCCUCUCAAAAGGGAUCCUCAGUGGAUUGACCCGGGACACCGUGAUUACAAAAUGAGUUUCAACUUUGCGAAUCCAGGUGGAGGCAGCAGCUUUCCCUUCACUGCUCCCAAGACUGGUGCAGGAACAGGGAGUGCCUUCUCUUUUGGCAGUACCACUGCAGCCUCCCAAGGACCCUUUGGUUUUGGAACACCACAGCAGGUCACAGCCACGGCGACUUCAGCACCCAGUGCUGGUCUGUUUUCAUUCAGUACUCCAACCACUGGAGUCACAUCAUCCACUGGAUUCUGCCUGCCGACACAGCCAGCAACAACCUCCACUACUGGAGGCUUCUCUCUUGGAGCGAACAAGCCAAGUUUAGGGUUUGGUGGCACAGGAUGCAAUCCUGUCUCUGGCUUCUCCUUCGGUAGUGCUCCUGCUACCAGCACCACCACAACUUGUCCACCCCUGUCCUCUGGAUCGGUAGCGCAGACCACGGCACCAACAGGCUUCAGUUUCGGCACCAAUCCAGCACAGCCAGCUGUGGGAGGUUUCGGCCUGGGUACCUGUACCACGGCUCAGUCAACAUCUUCUACUGGGUUUGGAUUCACCUCUACCCUGGCUGCCCCGACCCAGACUACAGCAGCUGGUGGAUUUACCUUUGGUGCAGCUACAAAUGGAACACCCACUCUUACUGGCUUUAGCUUUGGCACGCCAGCAACUACAGCAGCUCCCAAACCGGUGGCACCACUCUCUCUGGGUGCGCAGUCUACAGGUUUUACUUUUGGCUCAUCUACAGUGGCAUCAUGUGCCAACACAACAGCUUCCACAACGCAGGGCUUCUCAUUUAAUGCAAAGCCAGCAGGAACUUCGACUGGUACAUCGACUGCUGGGCCGACUCUGUUUGCCUCAGUGGUGAGCUCAGUACUUCCUGCCACUUCAACGACAACUGGCUUUACACUGACCAGUGGUACGACUCCUACUCCUGCAGUUGCUGCAACUUCUACUUCAUUUGGAUUUAAGCCAACCAGUACAGCCCUGCCCAUCACCACAGCUGCAAACCUGGCUUCCACCUCUGCAGCCGCAACCACCUGCAACACUGGCUUUUCUCUGGGACUGAAGACACCAGCAAGUUUCUCCCUCACACCAGGGCCUGCUGUGACAGCUGCCAGUGCGAGUACCACAGCUGCCACAGCCACCACUGCUGUGGGCACUACUACUGCCACCAUUACCACGACCACUAUUGCUCCUGUGGCUAGUAGUACUCCUCCAGUAAUGUCAUAUGCUCAACUGGAGAGUCUCAUCAACAAGUGGAGUGUGGAGCUUGAGGACCAAGAGAAACAAUUCCUUCACCAAGCCACCCAGGUCAAUGCUUGGGACCGGAUGCUAAUCGAAAAUGGAGAGAAGAUAACUGCCUUACACCGAGAAGCAGAGAAAGUGAAGCUGGACCAAAAGAGACUGGAUCAAGAGCUUGAUUUCAUCCUGUCACAGCAGAAGGAACUGGAAGAUCUGCUGGAACCACUGGAGCAAUCCGUCAGGGAUCAACAUGGCACCAUUUACCUGCAACAUGCUGAUGAAGAGCGAGAGCACACUUAUAAGCUUGCAGAGAAUAUUGAUGCUCAACUGAAGAGGAUGGCCCAAGAUCUGAAGGAAAUUAUUCAACAUCUCAAUAGCACCAGCAGUUCCUCUGAGAUCAGUGAUCCAUUGCAACAGAUUUGCAAGAUUCUGAAUGCCCACAUGGAUUCUCUCCAGUGGAUUGAUCAGAGCUCAGUCUUGCUGCAGAAGAAAGUGGAGGAUGUCUCGAAACAGUUUGAAAUCCGUCGGAGAGAGCAAGAGAGGAACUGCAGAAUUACAUUUGACUGAACCUGGCUGGGAAUUAACUUGCACCAUUCUUUUUCCAAUUAGUUUUCAAUAAAGAAUCUCAUUAUUGCUCAGUAA